GAUUGGGCGAGAAAUGGAUCUGUGUCAAUUUGCAAGAAAAAAAGUGGCUACUUUCUCAUAAAGAUUACCAGUUCUUCCUAGCUUUCAAACUGUGAUAUAUUUUGACAGCUAUGUUAUAUCGAGUGUCAUAAAUGUGGAAAGGCAAGAGUGAGGUUAUGGCUUGUGUAUAGUUAUUCAAAAUUUAUUGGAAUCCUGUUUUUUUUUUUAAUAAAGUGUUGGCGUUUUUCUAAUUCUUUAAUUUAAUAAGUAACAUAUUAUUUUUUAAUAGCAUGGCUUCAGGAGAUGAUAAAAGAAAGUCCUUAAACCCCCCACAAGAAAAAGAGAAGAAACGCAAAGAGUCUAUUUUAGACCUUUCAAAAUACCUAGAAAAAACCAUAAGAGUAAAGUUUGCCGGAGGUCGGGAGGCCAGUGGAAUUCUUAAAGGUUAUGAUCCACUUUUAAAUCUUGUACUGGACAACACUUUGGAAUACCAAAGAGAUCCGGAUGAUCCUUAUAAAUUAACGGAAGAUACAAGAGAAUUGGGUCUUGUAGUCUGCAGGGGAACCAGUGUAGUUUUAAUAUGCCCAAUGGAUGGAAUGGAAUCUAUUCCCAAUCCUUUUAUUUCGCAGGAUUAGAAGUACAUAUAAAUUUCUGUAUGGAAAGUGUGAAAUUGAGGUUUUAUUUUGUAAGGACAUAAUUUUUGUAUUAGGGUUACAUUUUUAAACUAGUAAUAUAAGUAAUCUUUUAAAUUUA
Molecule: messenger RNA, 732 nt
Organism: Anthonomus grandis grandis
Lineage: Eukaryota; Metazoa; Arthropoda; Insecta; Coleoptera; Curculionidae
Gene: LSm7
Product: U6 snRNA-associated Sm-like protein LSm7
Exons: 2
Coding region: 270-614 (114 amino acids)
Biological process (GO): nuclear-transcribed mRNA catabolic process; mRNA splicing, via spliceosome
Cellular component (GO): Lsm1-7-Pat1 complex; U12-type spliceosomal complex; spliceosomal tri-snRNP complex
Molecular function (GO): RNA binding
Source: RefSeq, a predicted model, not a curated record